This is a messenger RNA of Phalacrocorax carbo (great cormorant), 3131 nucleotides long. Lineage: Eukaryota; Metazoa; Chordata; Aves; Suliformes; Phalacrocoracidae. The record is from RefSeq and is a predicted model, not a curated record.
CCGGGCCGGGCCGCAGGCAGAGCCGGGCUGGGCCGGGCUGGGGCCGGGGCCGCUGGACGGAGUUCCCCGGGGGCUGGCAAGCAACUGAGCUUUGGAAUCAUGGCUAUGAUUUUGAAUGAGUUUGAAACCAGUUUGGAGAGUAGUGUGCACAGUGAAGAACAACGAGACAAUGUCAGCUGGGAGAGGUACUUGGAAAGGAAAAGCCUUGUUCUGCAGUUCCUGCACUCCAACCUGAGCCUCCACCACCUCCAGCACUACCAGAGCAAACUGGAGCUUCUGAAGAAGUGUUACUUUUACUUGGAGAUUGAGCCCAAGCACGUGGAUGUGAGAGACCAGAACCACGUGAUGCAUCACACUGACAUCUUGCAACUAAUAGACCCCUGCCAAUUCCAGAGGAUGAAGAAGGUGGGAAAAAACCAAACUGAAAUCCAGCUGUCACUUUUAACUGAGCUGUUAGAACAGGUGGAACAAGGUCGGGAGGAGUUGAGCUGUUACACAGAGACCUGUGACAUGAAAACUUUCCUCUCCCAGUGGGACGUGAUUAUGCAGAGAGUGUCCAAGCUCUCCAAGUUUAUGGAAACUCUCCUUUCCUUGCAAGUGCCAGGAAAGCUUUAUGUGAAGCACCGUUUGGUGUCACAUGCCAAUCUUAGAGGUACUAGACUCCCCAAUAUUACACUUUCUCUCUGUACAAAGAUGCCACUGAUUUUUGAUCGAAAAGAAUCAUUUGCACACAAGGACUGGGCCAAGCUCAAGUGGUUUACCGAAAAUCAAGAAUCACACCUCGAACAAUGUGAACUGCGCUUUAAGUUGCUGACAAAUGAGGGUCAGACAGAAGUCGGAUAUGGUAGGCUUCAGGAAGUCACCUCCAACACAUGUGUAGUCCAGGACCUGCAGCCUGGCAGAUCAUAUGAAUUCACAAUUAGAAGAUCAGACACUCACGCACUUGUCUUUCAAAAAUGGCAUGACACCAUUAUAUUGAAGACAAAAACUAACACUGUUGAAGACACAGACAGCAGCGCUUGUGCACCAGAAGUAUAAGGUGGCACAAAAGAACAUUUUUCCCAUUUUAUCCAUUUGAAAAAGAUGAACAAGAAUAAUUAAAGGUAAACCAUAUUUUUAAGCAUUUUGCAUAAAGCUGAACUCAUUCUGUUUUCAACAAGUUUUACAAGCACCUUCCCCAAAUCUUUCCAGGUUAACAGUAACCCAUUCCAAAUUUCUCACAGAAAAUAACAUUGUUAGGCAGCAUUCGGGACUCAGCACUCACUUUCCACUGCCAGAACUCACAGGUGGGAACAGCUAGAAGCAGGGAGUCUUGCAGGACACCUUGGAUACAAAGCACAGGAGACAGAAGCUUCUCCAUCAUCCAGAUCAUGCAGUGCUUACCAUACACCCAAAGAUUCCCUGUGCCAGCUUCUUGCAAUGCUGUUUGGUUUUUUUUUUGCCCCAAGUUAUUUUUUUCCCCCCACAUCCUUCCUCCAAAACAUCUGAGCUGUAUCCUGAGCUCUUCAAAUCACUCACCCUAAUUUACCUCCAUCUCUGGUUCCUCUCACCCGUUACACCCUGUGCCUUACAGCACGAUUUCAUGCUCACCCCUCUACACUGCAUGAAAAGAUCACUCUAAUUAACAAAACAAACAAAAGCAGCAACCCUCCCAACCAUUCCCCCAAACCCCCACAACAAACAGGGAAGGGCAAUCCAUCCACAUGACCAAUAUGUAGAAAACAAUCUUUUCUGCCAUGUACUGCAGUUAAUGCUAAUUUUCUUUUUUACCAUUUGAUUCAGUACAAACAAAGCUGUCCCCGCACAAAUUCUAGUCAAACCAUCACAGAAACAGACCUUUUGGGUAAUAAAAUUUAUUAUUUUAAUAAAUUCAAAUAAUUUUUACAAUUAUGGCUUAAAUAUCAAAAAAGGAAUGUUGAGGUUCAUUCUUAUAAAUGGUAGAAGCAGGUAAAAAUAUUUGUAUCCAAAAUGUUAUUUGAGGUUUGCUGCAAGUCACAGACAUAGGAAAGAUAAAAACCUGCCACAUUUAAAGUUCCUUAAUUUACACAUCUUGACACUUAACAUUUAAUUUCUAUUUUUAAAAAACCCAACAAUUUAUUGCAGUAAAUUGAUUGUCCUACACAAGAUCUGCCCAAACCCUCAAAAACAGUCCAGUGGGCUGCUUCUUUGCCAGCUGGGGCCAAGGAUUGGUUUCCUGGCUCUGGAUGCCUCUAAUUUCACUGCCAGUCCGAGCAUGAUGCAGGGCAAUGGCUGCAGCCACAGGGACUGUCACAGGCUGAUGCCUGGCUCACCACUAGCUGCGUGUGCAGGUUCCCAUUUUUCAGCUCAGGCUCAAGCUCUAGCUAGUGCUGAGGAAAUUAAGUUAUCCUGUUGGAUGGACCAACGUUUGUGUCCUACAACAAUGUUAUUUUGUCUGUGAGCUGUGGAAAACAUAAAGCCUGUGACUGGACAGAUACCCUGUGCAUCAUGCUGCUAGUGGUUUCCUACUGGAAUUACCAAAGGUUUGGUUUGGGUUUUUUUUAAAGAAUAUGUGCUUGAACAUAAAAUUCUUUCAAAAGUAAAUUCAAAGCUCUGUGUGCAAAUGAAACCGGACUACUUUGAUCUUUUUUUCUCUAUUGAUUUCUAUGGUUCUCUCUAUCCAUGAGCAUAAGGACAAGAACACAAUAUUCAGCUGUCACUAACAGUCUCUAAAAAGUUCGAUUAAUUGCACUUUCUGCUAUCCCUGACUACUACAGCUGCAUGACCAACUCUACAGGUACCUGCUCACAGCCCAAACAGCCCAGGAGUCCAGCCUGGCUGUUACUGCUACUUGGGUGGUCUAGGGCAGCGUUUUCUAAACACCAGUUACAAAAUGCAUCUUCAGAGGAAAAAAGAAAAAAAGGUGUAUUGUCUUGCAACACAGAGUUGACCAAGCAAAGCAUUUCACUCUACGCUUUACCCUUGAAGAAGUAGCAGUAAACAUUUUUUUCCCCACUGAGGGAAAAGGGACAUGCUUUAUGAGGUCUUUUUCUUGGUCUAUACAAACACGUGGCCAAUUCCCACACAAGAGCAUUGGACUAAGCCACUACACUUGGAGUGGGUGUCUUCAUUUGUGUUACAUGGAAUGAAAUAAACAUCAAACAAAAAAAAAA